UUUUGAAAAAAAUUCAAGAAAUUAUUAAAAUGAUAAUAAUAAUAAUGAUAAUGGAAAUAAAGGUGAAUAAUUUGAGAAAAGGUGGAGUUUUGUCCUGAUUUUUCUCUCCUAAUUUUACUCUUUUUUUGCCAUUUCUUUCUUAAGAAGCUUAUAUACUUUAUUUUUUUUUAAUUUUGGGAUAUUAAAUUUGGUUCAUUUAUUAUUGUAGUUUGAGUGUGUAAAAUUUAAAAUAGAAAUCUUUUUGCGUGUUUGUGUCUCACUUGGUGUGCUGGCUUCAAAUUUUGGAUCUUUCAAAUGUUUUGCUCGUUCUAUGCUCAGAUCUUAAUUGUGCUCUUUCAUAAAUUACGGUAUUCUGUUUAUACCCUUAUAUCAGCUCUUAGCUAAUUCAGGAACUAUCUCUGAGCUUUUCAUAAGAUUCUAAUUCUGGUAACUUAAAGAUUUUAGCUUUAGGAUCUGCCAUCUUGUUCUGAUUCAGGUUCUUGUCCUGCUGAUUGGAUGGUUCUGAGCUGUUUAAUAGGGAUUGGCCGUGUGAUUACAAGGAGAUGAGUCACACGACAAAUGAAAGUGACGAUGGAUUGUUCCUUAAAGACGGGAUUGAUUCACCUCUGGCUGAGGAAGGUAAUUAUGGUGGAAGCGCAAAUGGUGGAGUUUUGCUGAAGAAAGGGCCAUGGACAUCUGCUGAAGAUGCAAUCUUGAUAGAAUAUGUAAAGAAACACGGGGAAGGGAACUGGAAUGCUGUUCAGAAGCACUCGGGACUUUCCCGGUGUGGCAAAAGCUGCAGAUUGAGAUGGGCCAAUCACUUGAGGCCUAACUUGAAGAAGGGAGCAUUUACUCAAGAAGAAGAACAACUAAUCAUUGAACUCCAUGCCAAGAUGGGAAACAAAUGGGCACGCAUGGCCGCACAUUUGCCUGGUCGUACAGACAAUGAGAUAAAGAAUUAUUGGAACACCAGAAUUAAGAGGCGUCAGCGGGCUGGCUUACCUCUUUAUCCUCCUGAACUCUCUUUUCAAGCACUGCAGGAGAGCCAUCGAGGCCUCAUUAAUGGAAUCGAUACCGGGGAUAAGGGUCACCACAGCCUCUUGCGGACCAAUGGCUAUGAAAUACCUGAUGUCAUAUUUGACAGUCUGAAGGCCACCCAUGGCAUCUCGCCAUAUGUCCCUGAACUUCCUGAUAUUACAAGAAGCAACAUGCUAAUGAAAGGUCUGCAUUAUGGUAACUUCAUGUCACCUGUAAUGCAUCGUCAAAAGCGUCUUCGAGAAUCAACAACUUCAAUACACUGUUACAGUAGCGACGUAAAAAGUGAAUAUCCUUUGUUUGACCAGUAUCAGGGUGAUUCUUGUGAUAAAGUUUCCCAAUCUUUUGGGCUGUCUUUUCCAUUUGAUCCUGAUCCCACCAAGUCCUUCGAUGAAAAUCAGGGAAGCCAUGCCCUUGAAAAUGGCAAUUUCUCUACUUCUAGGUCCUCCCCUGGGCCUGUGAAGUUGGAGCUCCCUUCACUCCAAUAUCCAGAAACCGAGUUAGGUAGCUGGGGCACAUCCCCACCACCCUUUCUUGAGACUGUUGACAACUUUAUCCAGUCUCCACCUACAGCAACAAUUGAAUCUUCAUCACGUAAUAGCGGCCUAUUGGAUGCUUUACUUCAUGAGGCUAAAGCUUUAAGCAGUGGGAAGAAUCAUUCAUCUGAGAAGAGUUCAAAUUCAUCCACCGUUACUCCUGGUGAACUUGCCGAAUGUUCUGCCAUGAAUAUUUGCGAGACAGAGUGGGAAGGCUAUGGUGAUCCCCUUUCCCCUUUGGGCCACACUGCAACCUCUCUUUUCAGUGAGUGCACUCCUCUGAGUGCCAGUGGAAGUUCUUUGGAUGAACCACCACCUCCUGAUACUUAUACUGGUUGCAAUGUUAAAUCUGAACUAGUUGAUCAACCAUGGAGCCCAGAAAGAGAUAAAGGAACAGAUACUCAGUUGGACAUUACUCGCCCUGAUGCAUUACUUGCUUCCGACUGGCUUGGACAGGGUUCUGGUUUUGUCAAGGACCAAGUCAUUAUGACGGAUAACAUAGCUACACUUCUCGGUGAAGAUUUGAGCAAUGAUUAUAAGCAAAUGUCAACUGGAGCUUCUACGUCCAAUCAAGCGUGGGGACUUGGUUCUUGUGCAUGGAAUAACAUGCCUGCCGUAUGUCAAAUUUCCGAACAUCCAUGAGGACUGCUAUCUCAUCAAACUUAUGAACUUUCAAUACUGUUGUUGGAUUAUUUGUGUUGAUUAUUGCUUCAGUUUGGGUGGUCAGGUAUGAUCUGUUUCCUGGCACCCGGAGGACCACGGAAAGUUUUAUCAUGUAAUUUGUCUGGAUCAACAAAGUUUUUUUAUUUUGUGGAUUGUGAUUUUUGGUUUGUGAAACAGGGUGGUGCAUGUAUUGCCAAUAUGGAACUUAAAAUGAGGUAUGCAGAAGCCAUAGCGGCUGUUGUUCAGUUUGUAGAAUAACUAAGCACUUCAGCUCAUUAUUUUUCAUGUAUUGAAUUUGUUUUUCAAUUA
Mercurialis annua (annual mercury) is the source of this 2522-nucleotide messenger RNA. RefSeq names its product transcription factor MYB33. The transcript is spliced from 5 exons. Bases 543 to 2192 code for a protein of 549 amino acids. The record is from RefSeq and is a predicted model, not a curated record. Lineage: Eukaryota; Viridiplantae; Streptophyta; Magnoliopsida; Malpighiales; Euphorbiaceae.